GUUUUGGUAGUGACGGUUUCAGUAGUGACGGUUUCAGCAGUGACUGUUUUGGUAGUGAUGGUUUCUGUGGUGAUGAUUUCAGUAGUGACGGUUUCAGUAGUGGUGGUUUCAGCAGUGACUGUUUUGGUAGUGACGGUUUCAGCAGUGACUUGGUAGUGAUGGUUUCACCAGUGACUGUUUUAGUAGUGAUGGUUUCUAUGCUGAUGAUUUCAGUAGUGAUGGUUUCAGUAGUGGUGGUUUCAGCAGUGACUGUUUUAGUAGUGAUGGUUUCUGUGGUGAUGAUUUCAGUAGUGACGGUUUCAGUAGUUGUGGUUUCAGCAGUGACUGUUUCAGUAGUGACGGUUUCAGCAGUGACUUGGUAGUGAUGGUUUCAGCAGUGACUGUUUCGGUAGUGAUGGUUUCUGUGGUGAUGUUUUCAGUAGUGACGGUUUCAGUAGUGACUGUUUUGGUAGUGACGGUUUCAGUAGUGGUGGUUUCAGCAGUGACGGUUUCUGUGGUGAUGCUUUCUGUGGUGAUGGUUUCAGUAGUGACAGUUUCAGUUGUGACAGUUUCAGUUGUGACUGUUUCAGUUGUGAUGGUUUCUGUGUUGAUGGUUUCUGUGGUAAUGGUUUCGGUAGUGAAUGUUUAGGUAGUAAUGGUUUCAGUAGUGGUGGUUUCAGUAGUGACUGUUUCAGUGGUGGUGGUUUCACUAGUGAUGGUUUCACUAGUGAUGGUUUCACUAGUGACUGUUUCAGAAGUGACGGUUUCACUAGUGACGGUUUCAGUCGUGACAGUUUCAGUAGUGGUGGUUUCACUAGUGACUGUUUCAGAAGUGAUGGUUUCAGUAGUGACGGUUUCAGUAGUGGUGGUUUCACUAGUGACGGUUUCAGUAGUGAUGGUUUUGGUAGUGACAGUUUCAGUAGUGGUGGUUUCACUAGUGACUGUUUCAGAAGUGAUGGUUUCAGUAGUGACGGUUUCAGUAGUGAUGGUUUCGGUAGUGACAGUUUCAGUAGUGGUGGUUUCACUAGUGACAGUUUCAGUAGUGGUGGUUUCAUUAGUGACUGUUUCAGAAGUGAUGGUUUCAGUAGUGACAGUUUCAGUAGUGGUAGUUUCUCUAGUGACGGUUUCAGUAGUGAUGAUUCUUGAUGUUCCACACUGAUUUUUACUUCAAAGGGAUCUAACUGCUCACCAUGUGGCCAUGAGGGACAGGGAUGCAGCCUCACUUCCUGCUCUAAAAUGCAGGGCGUGGCUAUAUAAUAGUAGGCUCCACCUACUGACUAGAACUCUUUGUGUUCCUGUAGGGACAUGAAAACAUGGGACAGUGUCUUUUGAAUGUAUUGAAGUAUUUUUUUAAUUAAAAUUAAACUCAGGAUAACUCAAAAUGUAUCAACAUCACUUUAAAAGAAAUCAAAUCGAUCCUGUAAAAAUACAGUUAAAAUGUAUUGUGCAUUAUUUUUAGAGCUGUAAAUGUAGGGGUCAGAGUUUGGGCCCAAAGCCUCCGCACACAUAAAUGAUGAGUUUCUAUAGAUUUACUUUAUUAAUGCCUCUAUUAAUUUGAUGAAUUCAGUAGCGUGCUCCAUAUAUAGGUGACAGGAGAAUGUGGCCAAAGACUGUUUUCCAGUGGUUUGUUUGUUUGUUUGUUUGUUUGUUUAUCUGUCUGUCAUUGAUAAUACGGCUUGUUAAUUAGCCUGAAGCUAAACAUGCUGGUUGUAUCAGGAGUGCUGCUGUAGAGUCAGGGAGGCGUAUUUUAGCUGGACUGAUAUUUUUGGGUUCCUGUUUGUUUACAGAGUAAAUCUGCCAUCAUGAUGAAGGUCGUGCUGAUGUGUCUGUUGGGCUCCAUCACCGCUAUACCUGUUCCUGUAGUGGAGGAGAUGCAGUCAGGAAGUGGGGAUUACUCCAACACUGAGAGGAGUAUUCCAGCAACAGUUCCUGAGGCCUCGUUCCUCCAGACGUUCUGGCGCUCUCCCAGAAACGUGGAAGGAGAAAACUCAACACUUAUUCCAUCGUUACCUGAGCAGCUUCUGGAGAAAACGACCCAAAACAGUCCAGAAGUGGACGUGAUCCCAACCGUUCCCACUGCUGGGAAGUUGGUAGCUGAUGGACCGACGGAAGUAGGGCACUUCAGUCCAAGUCCGAGUCCAUCGGAAAGCUCCACUGUGGAAGCCUCGACUCAGCCGAAGCGCUCAGACAACAGCGUCACCCAGGUGGCUGCUGUUGGCUCUGAAGGCCAACAUGCCGGUGUUGCCCUCGAUCCUGGACCCAGCAGCAGGAGGUCAAACCUGCAGAUGGUGGCUUUAAUGCGCCCACGCCUCCGGGCGCGCAACGCCGAGGAAGACGACGAUGGGAACGUCAAAAAGGCGAAAAGAACAGCAAAGGGGAAGAAAAAAGGAAAGGGAGGAAACAAGAAAGAGAAAAAGAAUAACAAGCCCAAAGCAGAGAAGAAGAAGAAGAAGUUCUUUGAUUUCAGCUUUGAGCUUGAUGACUUCGGCCUGUUGGGCGACGACCCCGGUCAGCAGGAUCAACCUCGGUCCAAACCGGAAACCGCACAGGCAAAGGCCAACGGCGGCGGCAGCUCCAGUGAUUCCUGCUCUUCAAGCAGCUCUUCAAGCAGUUCUUCCAGUGAUUCCUGUGAUUCCAGUGACUCGAGUGAUUCAAGUGACUCUUGUGACUCAAGUGACUCCAGCGAUUCAUGUGACUCCAGCGACUCAAGUGACUCUUGUGGGUCGAGCAGCAGUUCCAGUGACUCUAGUGAUUCAAGUGACUCUUGCAGUUCAAGUGACUCGAGCGAUUAAAGCAAAUGAAAGUCUAGAACAGCAAGUCGGGCGUUAGAGUCAUUUAAACAAACAACUCUGCUGUAGAGUCAAACUCACAAAACACUGACCCAGUAACCACAAGUACUACUGUAAUAACCAGUUCUCACCAUGUAAUAUGAAAUAGUGAUAGCUAGAACCAUAAAGGAACGUCUGUUUUUUAGAAACUGUUGUGCAUGUUUUUCACUGUUUUUAUGUAAUCUGUACAAAUAAAUAUGACUUAAUAUAUAA
Pygocentrus nattereri (red-bellied piranha) is the source of this 3020-nucleotide messenger RNA. RefSeq names its product dentin sialophosphoprotein-like. The coding region runs from base 1782 to 2771 and encodes 329 amino acids. Gene Ontology annotation, cellular component: nucleus; cytoplasm. The record is from RefSeq and is a predicted model, not a curated record. The transcript is spliced from 4 exons. Gene Ontology annotation, molecular function: collagen binding. Gene Ontology annotation, biological process: odontoblast differentiation; dentinogenesis. NCBI's taxonomy places the organism in Eukaryota, Metazoa, Chordata, Actinopteri, Characiformes, Serrasalmidae.